Messenger RNA from Ruditapes philippinarum (Manila clam), 3075 nucleotides. RefSeq names its product nuclear pore complex protein Nup107-like. NCBI's taxonomy places the organism in Eukaryota, Metazoa, Mollusca, Bivalvia, Venerida, Veneridae. Gene Ontology annotation, cellular component: nuclear pore outer ring; nuclear pore. The record is from RefSeq and is a predicted model, not a curated record. Gene Ontology annotation, molecular function: structural constituent of nuclear pore. Gene Ontology annotation, biological process: mRNA export from nucleus; regulation of DNA-templated transcription; protein import into nucleus.
AAAAUUAGUGAAUGUAACAACUUGCAAUUAUCAUGAACACCGCCGGUGGCGCUAAAUUAAACUUUUGUCUUAAAUAGCUAAUUUGCGACUGUUGGACAUAGAAUCAUAACAAUUAUACAGCCAUCAUUGUUCAAGAAACAAUAAUUAUGGACAUGUCUAGAGAUGAAUCUUUUGCUGCACAGCGACAUGGCAGGAGAAGUUUACAGACAUUUGAGGCCAUGUUAGAUGGUGGUUCUCCAGCUGUGAGAGACCAGCAAAUCAGUAAAGUAUUUAAAAGGAGAAGUACAGCACUCAAUGUACAGAAAUCAAUACAGUUAUUAGAUGAGAGCGUAGGAUCCCCAUCCACAAAGGGAUGGAGAACUCCGGGUGGAACACUAAAACACACUUCAUACACCCCACGCUUGUUGUCAUCAGGAACAAAGUUUGAUGUUUCAACAAGAUUUGGACCAACUCCAAAAAAGACGCCUCAGGGAAACAAAUCAUUUCAAAGAUCUUUUCAUGAUGACAGUUUUCAAUCAUCAUUCCACAACACAUCUGGGCUGAGACCAUUACAGGAGGAGGACAUGACUGAGGAGAUAACAACAACAAAUGUUGGCCUACUUUUAGAAGAGGAUCCUGGAGUCUCAGCAUCCAAAGGUUUGUUUGAGGAUUUCCUACAGUGCCAUAGAGCUCAUCCGUCGGAAGCAGAACUAUUUCUUCUGGUGGAGGAAUAUCAGAAGACAUGUAAAGAACAAGUUGUUAUGUUGAAAAAACUUGUCACACAUGCCUCAAGACAAGAGGAAAAGAUGAGAAAGACGUUUAUAGUAUUACACCAGCUGUAUGAGGAGGAGGCGACAUGGAAGCUGAUCAGGAGUUUGUUCAAGGACAGACAUGAGACUUGUAUGAGGGAAGAGUGUAUGAUGGAAGAGGGGGAGGAGGACAUACAAGUUGUACAGGGUAUAUAUCAGAGUGAUGAAAAGAUAGUGAAUGCCUUGUUUGAUAGAGACCAGUCUGUUAGAGAAGCUCAGUUAGUUGUGGACUGGCUGGAGAGUUGUGCCCAGGAUGAUUGUGAGAAUUUUGCAGAUAAUAUCAAGUUUUUCUCUGACAGAGCUGUAGGAUAUGAGAAUGCCCGCCAUAGGUUACAGAAUCAACAGACUGGGGUACCAGCUGGUGCAGAGAGAAAUCUUAUUACAGAACUCGACCCUGAUGCACCAAUAAGACAAAACAGGCUUCUAGAUGACCUAGACAAAGAAGAUGAAGAUCGCUUAUUGCAGUAUAUUUUUGUGUGUUUACGAGCAGGGCAACUUGAAAAGGCACAGAAAAUGUGCUCUGACUGUGGUCAGGCAUGGAGGGCAGCCACUUUAGAGGGAUGGAAAUUAUUUCAUGAUCCAAACUUUGAGGGUGUUGGACCAGAAGGUCAGAGACGAGCUGUUAUUGGUAAUCCACAUCGAGACAUUUGGAAGACUGUGUGCUGGAAUAUGUCACAAGAUGCAAGAGUUGGUAUUUAUGAGAAGGCAAUUUAUUCUGCAUUGAGUGGUAACCUACGAGGUGUACUGCCAGUAUGUAAGUCCUGGCUGGACUAUGUGUGGGCAUAUUUCCGUGUGUUUGUUGACCGGAAAGUGGAGGAUGAAAUCAGAUUGAAGACAACAUUGAGCCGAUCUCUAGCCAUUCUACCAGGAGAAUACUGGGAGAAAAAUCUGACAACAAGAUCUGUGUUCAAGGAGAUAGAAGCUAAUGAAGUGAUGCAGAAAGAAUCAAUGGGUCUGUAUCAUCUGAUACAGAAAUAUGUUAUUGUUGGAGACAUUUCUGGAUUAUUGGAUUUACUGUAUGAACGUGUGAGGCAACAAGGACAAGAUGUCUCGUUACAUGCUCUCAGAUUUAUGGCUCAUUUUGUUCUCUUUCUCAGAACCUCGGAGCAAAAUACAAAGGAGGAGUUGUGUAAUUCAAUAUUAGAGUGUUAUGUUGAACGACUGAUCAGAGACAAACAUUAUAAUCUCAUAGCUUACUAUGUAUCAAAGUUACCACUGAAUGCUCAAGUCCAUUGGUAUGCUCUCUUCUUAGAAGGUAUAACUAACAAGGAUGAGCGUCAACAUUACCUGGACCUCGCAGAGGAAGCUGGUCUUGAUCUAGCAGCUGUCACAAAGAAAGUUGUAGAAAAUAUCCGUAUGAAAUCAGAUGUAGACUUUACAUCAUUACAUGAAGCCCAGGAGUCUGUAGACACUGUUAUCUCAGAGGAGGACAGACUGAAGAUAGAAGCUAUAGAUUGGUUAGUGUUUGAUAUUGGCCAGCGUGCUGAAGCUCUCAAACAAGCCAAUGCUGUGAUGAGAACUUUCAUUGCAUUAAAGAAGAUAGAUGCAGCUCGUGCAGUGUUUGAGAAAUUACCACCAGAUUCUGUAGAUGUUGUACAUAGAACCUGGCUGCAACAGACUGGGACAACUAUGUUACCACUAGAAGACAAGAACGCUGUCAGGGAAUAUCUCUGUUUUAAAGCUUAUCUGGAUGCCAUGGAAAGUUUCAAUGAUUGGAUCCAGCACUACCACCAUGGACAACCGACACAACCAGCACCACCGGAGGGUGGAUCAUUCACUGAUAGGGUAGCUUAUGAACACAGAAUGAAACAAUAUGAUCAAGAAAGAGAACGAUGGCACCACAAUUUGCUAAUGCAAACACAGACAACCAAAGAUCAUAUAUACAAUGUGUUACUGUUUGCUGAUGGUGGCUGGAUGGUGGAUCAAGCUGAGGAGGAAGGAGAGGAGAGUAUAGCAGACAGACCAGAUAGUGACCCAUUACGACAUGAACAGAUGGAUUGUCUACGUCACCUUGUACUACCAGGUCUUGUCUUUCUGCUACAAACUGUUCUACAUACUAGUGAACAAUAUCAGGAAUGUGUUCGUCUUGCUGACAUCUUAGCAGCUGAGCAAAACAAACUAUACCAGGUGUUUAGACAAGAUGAGUUACAGAGAGUGCUACAUCUUCUACGAGAGUCCUCCUUGAAAUUGUUAGAUCAGGGACGUGGUCCUCUAGGAUAUGAACAUAACUAAUGUUAAAUGUCGGAAUCAAACUGGUCACAGUCAUUAUACAAACAUAGUAUGACAA